Molecule: messenger RNA, 3102 nt
Organism: Aspergillus nomiae NRRL 13137
Lineage: Eukaryota; Fungi; Ascomycota; Eurotiomycetes; Eurotiales; Aspergillaceae
Exons: 7
Coding region: 1-3102 (1033 amino acids)
Molecular function (GO): catalytic activity
Source: RefSeq, a predicted model, not a curated record
AUGAGCGUCACGUUGAAAUUGCACCAGACUGUUCUCGCCCGCCGGUCAGCUCUCCGCUGGUCGAGCUCUGUUCUCCGCCGCAGCGCAGCUCCAUGGCGUACAUACUCCAGUACCCCGGCAGACGACACGCUGCCCUUGAAGGGCGUUCGCGUGCUUGAUAUGACAAGGGUUCUGGCUGGUCCAUACUGUACGCAGAUCCUUGGAGAUUUAGGAGCAGAUGUUAUUAAGAUUGAACACCCGGUGCGGGGCGAUGAUACUCGCGCCUGGGGUCCGCCAUACGCCAAAUAUCAGGAUGAGUCGCGACAAGGCCCCGGCGAAAGCGCAUAUUAUCUAGGUGUCAACCGCAACAAGAAGUCUUUGGGACUGUCGUUUCAACACAAGUCAGGCGUGGAGAUCCUGCACCGUCUUGCGAAAGAAUGCGACGUGCUCGUUGAGAACUACCUCCCCGGAAGUCUGAAGAAAUAUAACAUGGACUACGAAACUCUGCGAGAGAUUAACCCUAAGCUGAUCUACGCGAGUAUCACCGGAUACGGGCAGACGGGGCCGUACAGUAACCGGGCUGGAUACGAUGUCAUGGUCGAGGCGGAGAUGGGCUUGAUGCAUAUCACUGGGGCCAGGGAUGGGGAUCCGGUGAAGGUUGGCGUGGCGGUUACGGAUCUGACGACUGGGUUGUACACAUCUAACGCAAUCAUGGCGGCUCUGCUGGCUCGCAUGAGGACGGGUAAGGGCCAACAUAUCGAUGCUUGCCUGAGCGAUUGUCAGGUCGCAACCCUGGCGAAUAUUGCUAGCUCGGCGUUGAUCAGUGGGGAGAAGGAUACUGGGAGAUGGGGCACCGCGCAUCCUUCCAUUGUUCCUUACCGGAGUUAUCAGACGCUGGAUGGAGACAUUCUCUUCGGGGGCGGGAACGACAGACUGUUCGGUGUGUUGUGCGACCGUCUAGGACAUCCCGAGUGGAAGACCGAUCCCCGGUUUGUAACCAACAGUGACCGUGUCAAGCACCGAGGGGAGAUCGACGGCCUCAUCGAAGAGAAGGUCAAACAAAAGACCACACAAGAAUGGCUGGAGAUCUUAGAAGGCAGCGGGAUGCCAUAUGCCGCCGUCAACGAUAUUCAAGGGACCCUCAACCAUUCUCACGUCCAAGCGCGUGGGAUGGUUACCGAAGUCGAUCAUCCAGCAUGCGGUCCCAUCAAGCUAGUCAACACCCCGAUUAAGUAUUCCCAUGCCACUCCUGGCGUGCGGACGCCGCCCCCAACCCUUGGCCAACACACGGAUGAGAUUCUCGGGGAGAUUCUCGAAUAUGGGGGGCUAAUGUCACAGCAACAUGGGGUUCUUCCCACGCCGGCGUCUAUAGAGCCAGCGCCACCAGCCCACGGAACCUCCUCGGGCUGGCAGACAUCGGCUCCCACCCUCGAGCGGGUCUCGCCUUCCCUGUCGCCCUCAUUGAAACCUAGCCGCCCACCGAGCGCAAUCUCGAGUAAAGUACAUAUCCCGAAGUUGUCCCCCGCGACCACAGAACUCGUGGCUCGGGUCACUGGCCAUCGGAAAGGGGAGACGCAGAGGAAUGGGACUAAGUUCGUGACGUGGAACCCUCCAUCCCUCCAUCCAGGCUGGAGUCAUCCACGCAUCCAACCAUCAGGCACCAUGAAGGCCUCUUCUACUAUCAUAGAGCUACCAACCGCUCCGUUCGUGUACUCGAGUCAUAUGACAACCCCUGCGGUUGCUCAACAGGCUCCUGUUACUGCUCCUCCCACUACAUCUCCAUCUACACAUACAUAUACACCUCCACUUCCCCAGGGUAGCCAUGACAAGCCAACAAGGCUUGUCAACAUAGCACCCAAACCCGCCGGGCCGCCUUCAAUAGGGGUACCAGCACCACCGCAAGAUUCACUGCCACCACCACUGCCUUCACACCCCCAGCCUAUAGCCCCGGCGGCUAAAGAUUCACCCCCAUCCGCUAAGCGCAAGAGAGCAGCCGUUGGCCCACGCCAACGAAGGAGUACCACCAAUGGCACCAAGCGCAAGAAGCGCCGGCGUGGUAACGACAGUGAUGGAGAAGACAUCAUCCGAGCGGGAGACUCGAGCUCCGAUGAAUCUGACGUUGCGCCGACGGCGACACAAACUAAGUCUGGCCGGCAGGUCAAUCGUCCUUCUUUAUACGUACCUCCGUCCGCAUCCCCGACGGUUGCCAAGGACAGCAGUAACUCGCUGGAUACAUCGGAUAACACUCAACGGCAGGUCGCAGCCGCCCGGAAACGUAAGCGGGUGUAUCGCAAGCCGAAGGACGGCAUCAUCAGUUGUAUCCACUGUCAGAGGGGACAUAGCCCGCAGAGCAACGCUAUUGUCUUCUGCUAUGAGUGCCACGGGCCCUGGCAUCAGCUGUGCCAUGAUCCUCCUAUUGAGCCGCAGGUGGUCACGGUCACCAUGAAGCAAAGACCAUGGGUCUGUCGGGAAUGCAAGCCCGUGCCGAUCACCAUCAUGCAACCGACGGUUGUCAGGAGCAAUCCUAGCCUCACGGGCCCGUCGUUCGGCCCUCCCGUGCAUGCACCACUAAUACUGCCCAAGACGGAAGUAGGAGGGGAGGGCUUCUCGGCAGACGAGCGACGGGGCUUUCUAUCCGGCUUGUCGCAUGCGACUCUUGUCGAACUGCUAGUCACUUUAUCAGACCAGCACCCGGCAGUACCCAUGUUUCCUAAGAACCUAAAGACUCUGCAGUCGAAAUUCUCGUUCAAGCCAAACACUUUGGCAGUGCCUACUCCAUCCUCAACAUCCUCGAAUACCCCAACGAUCACUAACUCGAUAAACCACGCUCUAACUGAUGGUGUAGACAUGGCCCAGCACAAGUCAGGCGUCACUCCCGAGUUCCUGCCAACCCCCUCUUCAGCCCACCAAACACAGCACGACCUGUCCGAAGAGUCCGAGUAUGAAUUCUCAGAGCAUCGCCUGUACCCGCGUGCCGGGAACGGAUUCCGUCUGUCGACGAAAGCCGACGACGUGGAUAUCAUGUGGGAAGACGUCUCAUGUCGCACGUUCAGCUACGCAUUACACGGGCCGGCACGGGCUCGAGCGCAGGCGAACGAAGUCGCGCCUAUCUGGGGUUCGUGA